CGGUAGACCUAUAUUUAGUCUGUGUUAUCUGUAAUUCCGAAUUCGGAUUUCGGUUUCCGAAUUUGCGCCUCGGGAGUAGUAUUUUCUUUGUUUAUUUCAUAAAUUUAAUUAUUUUUAGAGAUUCAGUUCUGAAUGUUAUUGUCAAUUAAAUCAUGGUUGUCUUUUUUCAUUUAUAUGUCGUUAUAGAUAAUUGUCGUUGUGACCCAUAUAAAGAUGAUAUCAGAAAAUUCUGCUAAACAGAGCAACUCAUUGGUGUUUUUAGAUAUCUCUAUCGAUGGCGAGUCAGGUUUGUGUGACUUUAAAGCUGGCCGAGUUGUUAUAGAAUUAAGAGACGAUAUUGUUCCUAGAACAGCCAAAAAUUUUAGGGCUCUGUGCACAGGAGAGAAAGGAAUUGGUAAAUUAGGUAGACCUCUACAUUAUAAAGGUGUUCGCUUUCAUAAAGCUAUUACACAGUUUAUGGUACAAGGGGGUGACAUUAUAAAUGGGGAUGGUACAGGUGGUGAAAGCAUAUAUGGAACAACGUUUGAAGAUGAGAACUUUAUUCUUAAGCAUGAAGCUGGUGUCUUGAGUAUGGCAAAUUCUGGGCCCAACACCAAUGGCUCCCAAUUCUGUGUGACGAGUGUGCCCUGUCCCCACCUUGAUGGAACUAAUGUUGUCUUUGGACAGGUGUUAGCUGGUCUUAGGAUUUUGGAAGAAAUUCAGAAAACGGCUGAUGACUUUCGACCCAGUGUAGAAUGUGUCAUCGAGGACUGCGGAGAGUUGAAAGACGAGACGUGGGACGUUCGUUGUCGGGAUGGAACGGCAGACCGUUUGCCCGAGUACCCGGAAGACCUGAGGGAGGAGCUGAGCAUAGAGGAUCUGCUGGCCGGUAUCCUGAACGUGAAGGGCAGCGGGAACGAGCUGUUCGGCGCGGGCCGGUUCAAGAGCGCGGCUCGGAAGUACCGCAAGUGCCUGCGCUACCUGGACCUCGCCGGAGACGCGGCCGCGGGCUCGUGCCGGACCCAGUGCAGCCUGAACCUGGCCGCCUGCUACUCGCGCCUGGGGCUGCACGCCGCUUGCGUGGGCCCCUGCUCGGAGGCGCUCCGCCUGGAGCCCGGCAACGAGAAGGCGCUGUACCGGAGGGGCCGCGCGCACUUCGCCCUCAAGAACUACGAGGCGGCUCUCCGCGACCUCCGCGAGGCCGACAGGGCUUCGCCUCGCAACGGGGCCGUGCUGCGGCUGCUGGAAGAGGUGAAGGCGACCAGCAAGACCUACGACGACGUGCAGAGGCGGAGGCUGGCCAAGUUUUUUCGAGAGCGAGAGGGCGCCGCCGCCGCCCUCGGCCGCCACUGAGCUGCGGCUCCACGUGCUCAUCUGUCGCUACCGAUGACCGACUUCUUCCAGAACUGCCUCAUGUUAAAGCAGCGAACGAGAUCUGUACUCGGCUCAAACGCUAGCAGCCUCCACGGCGGUGCCGCCCGCGGUGAAGAUUAUUAGCAAAACGUCACAAAGGGGAUGUCGCCCGGGGUUAGCCGGAGACGACCGAAAUACGUAUCCGUAAUGUUAGGUAAAUUAUGAUUUUUUGAUCUCUCACGUGUAAUACUUAAAAUGAUUAUUAAUACUUUUAAUUCGCUGUUCGCAAUCAGUUUACGAAGUGAGCGUUCCGAGUCAUCGUCGCUCACUUUCGUUCCAACACAGCUUUUAGAUAAAUUUACUUGUCGUCAUAAUAAUAAUAAUAGGUGUAAGGGAUGACGAUCGAUAUACGUAAUCAUAGUUUUAUACGUGACGUAAUAUACGAUUUUUUAUAU
Molecule: messenger RNA, 1787 nt
Organism: Pieris rapae (cabbage white)
Lineage: Eukaryota; Metazoa; Arthropoda; Insecta; Lepidoptera; Pieridae
Gene: Cyp40
Product: peptidyl-prolyl cis-trans isomerase D
Exons: 6
Coding region: 214-1332 (372 amino acids)
Biological process (GO): protein peptidyl-prolyl isomerization
Molecular function (GO): protein binding; peptidyl-prolyl cis-trans isomerase activity
Source: RefSeq, a predicted model, not a curated record